AGGCGGCGCGCGCAGCCUCGGCAGCGCCUCUGAGGAGCCGCCGCGAGCCCCGGGGGAGAACCGGGAAGGGCCGGCGACAAGCGGGGCCCAUCGAGCCGAGCAGAGCCGGGCGGAGCGCGGGGUUAUGAGGGCGGGCGCCGCCGCCUCCCCGUGAGGAGCCGCGGGCGCGGGGAGCGCGCGAGGCCGCCCCGCCACAGGAAGCCAUUUUGUGGGCCCCCUCCUCCUCCUCGCUCUCGUCCUCUUCCUCCUCCUCCUCGUCCUCCGCCGUCGCCGCCGCCCUCGGGAGCGGCCGGGCCCGGUGAAGGAGGCGGCGAGGAGGGGCGGCGGCGGCCGCCGCGCCCUCCCCCAUGGCGAAGAAAACCUACGACCUGCUUUUCAAGCUGCUGCUGAUCGGGGACUCGGGGGUCGGCAAGACCUGCGUCCUCUUCCGCUUCUCCGACGAUGCCUUCAACACCACCUUCAUCUCCACCAUUGGGAUAGACUUCAAGAUUAAAACUGUUGAAUUACAAGGAAAGAAGAUCAAGCUACAGAUCUGGGACACGGCGGGGCAGGAGCGCUUCCACACCAUCACCACCUCCUACUACCGAGGGGCCAUGGGCAUCAUGCUGGUCUACGACAUCACCAACGCCAAGAGCUUCGAGAACAUCAGCAAGUGGCUCAGGAACAUCGACGAGCACGCCAACGAGGAUGUGGAGAGGAUGCUGUUAGGAAACAAGUGUGACAUGGAAGAUAAAAGAGUUGUCCCAAAAGCAAAAGGUGAACAGAUUGCCAGGGAGCACGGUAUUAGGUUUUUUGAAACUAGUGCAAAAGCAAAUAUAAACAUUGAGAAGGCAUUCCUCACAUUAGCAGAAGACAUUCUUCGAAAGACCCCUGUAAAAGAGCCCAACAGUGAAAAUGUAGAUAUCAGCAGUGGCAGUGGGGUGACGGGCUGGAAGAGCAAGUGCUGCUGAACCUUCUCCUCUCUCACCAAUCGCCAUCCACCGCCCCUUUUUUCUCGCUGCAAAACAAACCACUCUGCCCGUUUUUUAACCUGAAACCGAUGGUUUUGUUCCUCAUCUUAACCAGCUCCUGCCUCCCCUUGGUUUUCUGGCUAGGACAGCUUUGCCUACUCCAGUUUUCUCAACACAUGUAUAGGAAAUUCAUCUCCGUGACUUCAUUUCCAUGUCCCUGCUCAGCUCACCACUACGUUUGGGUUGUAUUAUAGUCCCGUCCCUCCUGCCAUUAAACCCCAGAGCAAUCAUUCUCAACUCUCUUCUGCAAAUUGUACAAGAAUAAAGGUUAGAAUUAACAAUUGA
Messenger RNA from Serinus canaria (Common canary), 1295 nucleotides. It is a transcript of the gene RAB10, whose product is annotated as RAB10, member RAS oncogene family. Gene Ontology annotation, cellular component: recycling endosome; insulin-responsive compartment; Golgi apparatus. Gene Ontology annotation, molecular function: GTP binding; GTPase activity. The record is from RefSeq and is a predicted model, not a curated record. Gene Ontology annotation, biological process: cellular response to insulin stimulus. NCBI's taxonomy places the organism in Eukaryota, Metazoa, Chordata, Aves, Passeriformes, Fringillidae. The transcript has 6 exons. The coding region runs from base 348 to 950 and encodes 200 amino acids.